UCGAACGUGUACUAGACAUAGGAAACAAUCGUUUCCGAUGUUAAGCGUAUAGUCAUCAACCAGUUCACACGAUAUUUUGCUAUAUUCCUUUUUAAACUAAUAGCCGUUAAAUUUUUUAUAUACCAAAAGAUUAAACGUUCGAGAAUUUGAUUGCAUACCUGUUUUGAGAUAAGGAAAAUUUUACAAUCAACGAAACCGGCAUCCGCACUGAAAAAAACAAUGGAUUUAUCGUAAGUUAAACGUUAAAAACUUCAUAAACUCAGACAGAUGAAAUAUUCGUUCGGCACAGUGAGUCGCGUCGAUAUUUUUAUAGUUGGAAUCUCGUGUUCCCAAGUAAAAUGGUGUCGACUAAAUGGAUGCUGAAUUUGUCCAGAAAUUGUUGCAAAUGGCGUCCUCCUCAAAAGCAGAAGAAAAUAUUGUCCCAGGAAGCAUACAAUAGCUUCAUCAAUUCUCUACCCGUUGUAAUAGACAUGGGAGUGCAACAGACUAAAUACCUGGAGACUGUUGAAUUACGUGAUCGAAUGAAAAGAAUUGCAGAAUACUAUAUGCGCGGACGAAAGACAAUUCAAGGUGAAUUAACCAUACUUGGCCAUGAACUUUUAUUAAAGCCCGAGAUAAUAGAAGGCGAUUUAAAGAAUCAACAAUAUGUUUUAGCGUGGUGCGUUGAAUUGUUAAUGUCAUAUAUUCUUAUCUUGGAUGACAUCGAGGAUGGCGCGACGAGCCGCAACGGGCUGCCAUGUUGGCAUCUGUUGCCUGACGUGGGCUCGCUGGCCGGCAACGACGCCAGCAUGCUGCGCAGCUUCAUCAUGCAACUGUUGCACAUCAAUUUCCCCUCUCAGCACUUCGUCAACUUCGUUCAACUCUUCAACGAGGCGUUUUUCACUUGCAACGUAGGACAAUAUUUGGAUGCUAUAACAUCGAAACAACGCAAUUACAAGAAUUUCACAAUGGAUUUUUACAAAAAUAUUGCUUUGUACAAGUAUGCGUACUAUUCUAUCAAAUUUCCUAUAUUAUCGGCGCUGGUUCUGUCCGACAAGUAUGACAAGGUGACACGUCAACAUGUCGACGACAUUUUAACUGAAGUUGGAAUUUGGAGCCAAAUAAAUAAUGACUUCACUGAUUAUUAUGACGAAGACGAGCGAACUGGUAAGACGGGAUCCGACAUACAGGAAGGCAAAUGCACGUGGCUGGCGGUGAUCGCCCUACAGCGCCUCUCACCCGCCCAGAGAGAGGAGUUUACAGCUAACUACGGCAGCUGGGAGCCGGACCAUAUGACACGCAUCCGCGACUUGUACCAACAACUUGGCAUCGUCGACAUGUAUUUCCGAGAGGAGCAAGCCACUUAUGAUAGAAUUAUAAAGAAAAUUGAAUCACUGCCCGCUAAUGCGGCACUCUCCGCCGAUUUCUUCAAAACAAUAGUUAACGCUUAUUAUCCCAACGUCGCUUGUGGAAAAGCAUUUAACGGACAUUAACUAGCUUGUAACUUAGAAUUCUAUAUUUUAAUUAAUUGAAGAUGAUAACAUUGUUUUUUAGAUCUAAUUUGGACAUUCCUUUAAAGACACUAUUUUAAACUAUUUUAAACACUUUAAUGAGAUCUUUUUAUUAUCUUUUUUUAAAAAAGAGUUGUAAAGGGAUAGCCAUAUUAUUACGAAAAUGAUAAUUCAGUUAGCAAGAAUAUGGUAAUGGGUAGUACUUACUUCUUACUGUAAAACUUUUUACUGCUUCUCUAAAAGGAUUGAGAAAAACACAAUUUAUUCUAUCAUCGUAUAAUCCAAAAAUAUAAUAUAAUAUAUACAAUGGUUUUAUUUUAAUAACUACGUCACGUCUACGUCCUUUAAUCUUAAAUUAACACAUCUUCCAAGUAAAGAUACGCGCCAAGAAUGUUUCAGCUACAUUUUUUGUUUAGUUGGAGAUAUCGCAAUGUAAAAAAAGAAAUUUGUAAUAAUUGUUUUCAUUAGGAGAACUGUUCUAAAUAUUUUAAAAACAUACUUGACCUUGAAGAUGUAACUCAAGGUUACAACGUGAAUUCAAUAUAACAUUGAUUUAGUUUAAAAGGCCUCCUUGCGGUAGUUUUUAUUUCUUAUAAAACAUUGCAAUGUCUAAUAUAAAUGACCAAUAAAAUAAAUGUUUAAUGCACUUCAGUAUGUACAAUCAGCGGCAUAAAUAUGUGCAUUUACUAAAAUUUAGAAACUUCUAUGCAUUCAGUUUAAAAAAAAAUCAUGCAUAUAUCUGUUCAUAUACUUCCGACCGUGAAUAUUUUUGAAACUAGAGGCUAAACAAGUUUUUAAAUUACUGUAAAACAGCUUUCGCCCGCGACUCCUUCCCGGUGGAAUUUAAAAAACAAAGUGUUCUUAUGUAUAAACAAGUUGUGCCAAUUUGUUCUUCGAGACUAUUCUCUACAUAUAUGCAAAAUUUCAUCGAAAUCCCUUUAGCUGUUAAGACUGCAAACUCUAACAAACAUCCAUCCAUCUAAACUUUCGCAUUUAUAAUAUUAGUAAGAUCUAUAAAUAUAAAUACAGCUGACUGUACACUGUUAGUAAGGCCGAGAAAUAUUUUUUAUAUUCAUAAACGUGGUCGUGCUAUAAUAAUUUUGACUAGUAAGCACCAAUUGACUAAUAUAUUAUUUCUUACAAAAGUAUGUACAAAUCUGUUUUAUGGCUAAGACAAUUUAGCCAAUAACAAAAUUACGGUUACAUAGAAUAAACGAAUAGACUUUUGAGCGAAUGUAAUAAAAUACAAGCCUUAGAGCUUGUCCCACUAUUGGCUGAUAGAAGCUCAGAUAGCUUAAAUGUGACGUCACUGUCAGAUAUAGUACCAAAAUUCGACAUUUCCAUCACAUUUUUUUUUGUUGGCAGACAAUUUACAAGAACUGUGGGAUAGAUCCUUAGUGAAAAACAUCCGUAAGAAAAUACAAUAGUAAUAUUUAUAUUAUCUAAAUUACAGAGAAAUAAAAAUUAUAGUACGCGGCAUUUGAUUUGUCCAUAAAUGUUGACUAAAAUAUCGCACAACUGUUGCGCGGUUGUCGAUUGUUUCGCAGCCAAUUCAACUGUUUAGUUGCACAACUAA
This is a messenger RNA of Papilio polytes (common Mormon), 3066 nucleotides long. Its product is annotated as farnesyl pyrophosphate synthase-like. Gene Ontology annotation, molecular function: dimethylallyltranstransferase activity; (2E,6E)-farnesyl diphosphate synthase activity. Gene Ontology annotation, cellular component: cytoplasm. The record is from RefSeq and is a predicted model, not a curated record. Bases 339 to 1472 code for a protein of 377 amino acids. The transcript is spliced from 6 exons. Gene Ontology annotation, biological process: trans, trans-farnesyl diphosphate biosynthetic process. Lineage: Eukaryota; Metazoa; Arthropoda; Insecta; Lepidoptera; Papilionidae.